GUGACAUGGGAGUGGGAGCGGGGGCGUUCACAAGUAGAGCCGCUCCACUUUGAUUGGAGGAAGUACUACUACAUCAACAAAGAAAGAUGGCCGAAGUGAUAGAGCUGCAGAAACUCAAGCUUGCUGAACUGAGGCAGGAGUGCGAGGCCCGAGGUCUGGACACCAAGGGAAACAAAGGAGAGCUCAUUGCCCGACUGCAAGCCUAUCUGGAGGAGCACGAGGAAGAUGUGGAUGUUGACGACGUGCUGGCAGAGGAUACAGAGGACUUUCCUAAAGUUGAGAGUGCUAACGAUGUAAAAGACGAAAAGGAUCCCGAGCCUACUGAGUGCCAGCCACCUGCUGAUAAGAAAGUGGUGAAAAUAGCUCCUCCGUCAUCUUCCGGUGAAAGACUACUAAAGAGAGCUGAACGUUUCAACCUGCCGGCAACAGCAGAAAGCAAAAAGGCCAUACGUGCAGCAAGGUUUGGUGACUCCACAGAGAAUACCAGUCCCGCUCCAGGCGGCGUUGCCAACAGCAAAGCUACUGUGAACGUCGAUCAGCUGAAGAAGAGGGCAGAACGAUUUGGCAUGAACGUUUCAUCCGUUUCACAAAAGAUUGAAGAGGAUGAAAAGCUGAAAAAGAGGAAGGAGAGGUUUGGGGUCACAGCAGCUGCAGGUGUAGCUGUUUCAGCCGAUGUCGAGGCAAAGAAGAUGAAGCGGGCUGAAAGAUUUGGGAAGAGUGAAUAAUAGUUUAGAGCCUGUGUUUUUUUGUAAAGCAUUUUCGGCACAACAGAGAUCCCAUAAGAUGACAAAUGUCACUAAUGGGAUUCCUGUAACUCAAAAGUAUGAUUAAAUGCAAAGAGAAAUGGGUGA
Molecule: messenger RNA, 851 nt
Organism: Etheostoma spectabile (orangethroat darter)
Lineage: Eukaryota; Metazoa; Chordata; Actinopteri; Perciformes; Percidae
Gene: sarnp
Product: SAP domain containing ribonucleoprotein
Exons: 11
Coding region: 87-725 (212 amino acids)
Biological process (GO): poly(A)+ mRNA export from nucleus
Cellular component (GO): nucleus
Source: RefSeq, a predicted model, not a curated record